AUCAUGGAAUCAUUUACUGAAAUGGAAGUUGUUGAAAUUUUAGAUGAAGUUACUAAUGAUUUUGAUGACAUAAAUAUUGAUGAUUUUGAUUAUGAUGAUAACUAUGAAGGGAAUAGUGAUUCUAAUGGUGAUAUACUUGCAUAUGACUAUCUUCAACUUGAUAAAGCCAAGAAUGAGCUUGAAACAAGAGAAAUACCAAUUAAUAAUACUACACCUAAGGAAGAAUUUACUCAUU
Molecule: messenger RNA, 235 nt
Organism: Entrophospora candida
Lineage: Eukaryota; Fungi; Glomeromycota; Glomeromycetes; Entrophosporales; Entrophosporaceae
Source: the annotation of a GenBank genome assembly